AUGGAGAACAAAUCAAUCCCUCAAUCCCAUUCUUCUUUAGGGUUCUUUCAAAUCAUCAAGGAGUCCUUCAAAACCACAAGCAGAAAUGGAAAAGUGCUAGUUCCGAUCAUGCUCUUUGUUUUUGUUUCAUUUUCUAUGUUAGAUUUUGCUGAAAAGUAUUUACUUGCACCUGUCGUUAAAGAUAUUGUGUUGCAGUUGGCUAUACACCCCAACAUGAUUCAAGAUCUCAGCAAUAGUAUCGACCAAAACAUGUAUGCUGGUGCCCUCAACGAUGUUCGUGAAAUAGUCCUUGUCAAUCUGUUGAUAAUGGCCAGUUCCUCUAUCAUCACACUAACUUUCCUAGUGGCCAUAGUUUCUUCUUCAUAUGAAGCUUACACAGCGAAAGUAAUAUCCUCAAAAGACUUAAACUCUAUAAUAAUGAAAAGUUGGAAAAGACCAUUAGAAUCUAGCUUUUACAUGGGUUUGCUGAGUUUGGGUAUCGUUUUUCUUUACUUCAUUUCUUUCUGUAUAACCGCCAUGUUGGCAGUAAAUUCAUGGGCACUUCUCUUCUUUGGAGUUAUCAUUCUUACAAUCCCAGUUUGUUACAUUUACAUGGCCACCCUGUGGAUGGUUAGUAUGGUUGUUUCAGUCUUAGAAGAAGGUUAUGGCGGUGUUAAAGCAAUUGGGAGGGCUGCGGAGCUAAUGAAAGGGAAAAGACUACAAGCGUCACUGAUGAUGGUUCUAUUUUCAGUUGCCUAUUGUGUUGUUAAUCAGAUGGCUAUUCCCCUUACGAGCUAUAACUUGAGCAUGAGCACACAAUUGGCUAUCAGGAUUCCUUUCACUAACGGACUAUUCUGUUUAGUGACACUCUUUAUGUUUGUGGUGUAUACCAUUUUCUACCAUGAACGGAAAACAAGCCAUGACAAAAAGGAAGGGAAAGGAUUUUAUCUUCCAAUUGCUGCUGGUGAAGUUUAG
Messenger RNA from Lactuca sativa (garden lettuce), 954 nucleotides. RefSeq lists its product as uncharacterized. NCBI's taxonomy places the organism in Eukaryota, Viridiplantae, Streptophyta, Magnoliopsida, Asterales, Asteraceae. The record is from RefSeq and is a predicted model, not a curated record.